GGCCAGAAUUUUUUUUCCUCACCGUGGCCCUAAAACUCCGUCGUAGUUUUCUGACAUUUAAUUUUUGCUUUUUUUUUUUCUCUCUCACUCCAGUAACAUUUUUCGUAUUUUUUUGAAACCACAUGAGUCAAUGACUACAAUCCCCAUAAUGCAUCGGUUUGGUCGUCGCCGAACAAAAACGCGGAAACAAAAGAGAAGUAAUCAGUUUGUCGUAACAAAUAACACCGAGUCGGUAUAAAGUGGGCGUAGUUGUCGCUGACAGCUGUCAAAGUUUAAAACGUAGCUUUCAACGACACCACCGAAGGAGUUGGCAUGGCUUUGAAGAGAAUACAGAAGGAGUUGAAUGACUUGCAGAGGGACCCGCCUGCCUCCUGUUCAGCUGGACCUGUAGGAGAAGACAUGUUUCACUGGCAAGCGACCAUAUCAGGACCGAAUGACAGUCCUUAUCAUGGGGGUGUUUUUUUUCUUUCUGUACAUUUCCCCACUGAUUAUCCCUUUAAACCACCAAAGGUCGCCUUUACUACAAAAAUCUACCAUCCAAACAUAAACAGCAAUGGCAGCAUUUGCCUUGACAUCCUGAGAUCACAGUGGUCUCCUGCGCUUACAAUAUCGAAGGUUCUACUUUCCAUUUGCUCUUUGCUAUGUGAUCCAAAUCCAGACGAUCCUCUGGUUCCUGAUAUUGCACACAUUUACAAAUCAGACAGACAAAAGUAUAACAAACUGGCCAGAGAAUGGACCCAGAGGUAUGCAAUGUGAUGGACCUUAAGA
Oryzias latipes (Japanese medaka) is the source of this 768-nucleotide messenger RNA. Its product is annotated as ubiquitin-conjugating enzyme E2 D4. Lineage: Eukaryota; Metazoa; Chordata; Actinopteri; Beloniformes; Adrianichthyidae. The record is from RefSeq and is a predicted model, not a curated record.